Molecule: messenger RNA, 1285 nt
Organism: Harpegnathos saltator (Jerdon's jumping ant)
Lineage: Eukaryota; Metazoa; Arthropoda; Insecta; Hymenoptera; Formicidae
Gene: mRpL19
Product: mitochondrial ribosomal protein L19
Exons: 4
Coding region: 101-1036 (311 amino acids)
Biological process (GO): translation
Cellular component (GO): ribosome; mitochondrial large ribosomal subunit
Molecular function (GO): structural constituent of ribosome
Source: RefSeq, a predicted model, not a curated record
UACUUCAAGAGAAAUAACCUCUAAAAAAUUGAGAAGUUUCAUGUAUUUAAAUAAAUUUUUUAAUAAAUUACUUAAUCAUAAUAUAACAGAAUAUUAGAAGAUGGCUGUGAUUUCUAAUAUUUUUUCUCGCAGUGGUUACAACGGGUUACGAGCAGCGAAAAUAUUACGCAAUGCAGUUAAAAAAUGUACCUCGUUUACUAAUGUAAAUUCAGUGGAUAAAUCAUUGGACAAUAAGACAGCAGAGCAGAAUUUUAAACAAAAUAAAAUUAUACCGUCAAGGUAUCGAUAUACUUAUCCAGAAUUUUUACCAGAUCCUGAUCCAAAAUAUCGCAAUUUACUCAGAGAGAAAUUAGAACGUAUGGAUAUGUUAGCAAGGCGAGCACACAUAAAUAUACCAGAGUUUUAUGUUGGUUCUAUAUUAAGUGUAACUUAUUCUGAGCCGCAUGCUCCAGGGAAGGUUAACAAAUUUAUUGGAAUAUGCAUUGAAAGGAAAGGCUGCGGACUGAGAGCUACGUUUCAGUUGAGGAAUGUAGUUGAUGGUUAUGGUGUAGAGGUGCUCUAUGAAUUAUACGAUCCUGCUAUACAGAAGAUAGAAUGUCUCAGUAUUGCUAUUUAUGAAAUGUCUAGACUUGAAAAGAGAUUGGAUCCACAUUUACGGUAUCUUCGAGAUGCACCACUGGAUUACAGUACAUUUCCCUUUGAUAUGGAACCAGAAUAUCUAGUAGAAGGAGCACCAGUUCCUAUAAAUGAAAUGAAAGUGAAACUAAAUCCAUUUCCAUGGGUAGAGAAAUGGGAACUUCAAGAUUUAAAAGGUGUAGAGAAAUUUGAACUUUAUGGGAAACGUUUGAAAAGAGCUGAAGCAUUUAAAAAGCCUUGGGAAAAAUAUGACCUAAUGAAAAUAUAUAGAUCGACUGUACCUGAAGAAGAUCAAAAUGAAAUAUUUAAUGAGGUAUAUACAAAAUUGCAUGAGUUGGAGAUUACUAGACGUAGGCAGAAGCACAAACGAGCUUUCGUACGCCCGCAGAAAACUGCUUAAAUUGCUGAUUAUGUACAGCAAUUCUUAAUUUACAUAAGAUGAAAAUAUAUAUAAUUGUUUCUUUGUACAAUAUGAUGUUUGUUUGUUUUCCUAAAAUCUUAUAAUUAUAUAAUGGAAAUUACACAAUAAAAGUAAGAUUUGUAGUAAUCGCUAAAACAGAUUUGAAACUAUUAUUUUUUUUAUACAAAAUCUAAUUAAAUAUAAGAACAGAAAGUCCUAAUGUAUUAUUGGAAACUUCAGAUCAAUAAA